Humulus lupulus (European hop) is the source of this 1035-nucleotide messenger RNA. RefSeq lists its product as uncharacterized. Lineage: Eukaryota; Viridiplantae; Streptophyta; Magnoliopsida; Rosales; Cannabaceae. The coding region runs from base 1 to 1035 and encodes 344 amino acids. The record is from RefSeq and is a predicted model, not a curated record. The transcript has a single exon.
AUGGGGGAGAAGCCUUCACAAUCACUUGAAGAGUUACUGAAGAAUUACAUAGUGAACUCCAAGGCAAGGCUAGAUCAACAUGACACUCAUCUCAAUAAUAGUGAAACACAUUGUACUAAUAUGGGAGCAACAAUGAAGACAUUGAAAACACAAGUGGGUCAACUGACCAAUACUAUGAAGACCCAACUGUCUAGAUCUUUUCCAAGUGAUACGGAGAAGAAUCCAAAAGAGUGUAAUGCAAUUACAUUGAGGAGUGGAAAAGAAUUGGACGCUCCUACAGUUGAGAAGAAAAAGGUUGAUGAGAUCCCAAUGAAUGGUGAGAAAGAAGAAGACAAGCAAAAGAAUGGGAUUCCGAAGAAAGAGCCAUUGCUUGUUAAUCCGGGUUCAAUUACUUUUCCGGAUAACCCACCCAAGAUUACUACUUCGUUACCAUUUCCUCAAAGAUUUCACAAGAAAGCGAUUGAUAAACAAUUUGCAAAGUUCUUGAAUAUUUUCAAGAAAAUACAUUAUAACAUUCCUUUUUUAGAUGCCCUUAAACAAAUGACAAACUACGCUAAGUUUAUGAAGGAGGUGAUUUCUAAGAAGCGUAAGUUAGAGGGCUCUGAAAUAGUGAAGCUAACAGAAGAAUGUAGUGCCAUUAUCAAGAGACAAUUACUAGAAAAGUUGAAAGAUCCAGAAAGUUUUACAAUUCCAUGUGUUAUUGGUGAACUACAUAUUGAGAAGGCCUUGUGUGAUUUGGGUGCUAGUAUCAAUCUAAUGCCUCUCUCUAUCUUUCGGAAACUCAAUCUUGGAGAGGUCACACCAACUACUAUUUCCUUACAAUUGGCGGAUCGUUCUUUGACGUAUCCUAGAGGUAUCAUUGAAGAUGUUCUAGUGAAGAUUGAUAGAUUCAUUUUUCUGGUUGAUUUUGUUGUGCUUGACAUGGAGGAAGACCAAGAAAUUUUGAUAAUCUUGGGAAGACCUUUCCUAGCAACCGGGAAAGCUUUAAAUGAUGUACAUGAUGGUAACUUGACUAUAAGGGUGAAUGGAAAAUAA